GUAAUAUACUUUCCCGAGCAUCUCCCAGGGUCUCUUUAUAUUUGUUUAUCCUAGAUAUCUUUCUUAAUUGAAUAAAGAAUUGAUUUUUGUAAGUGGAUUAAAAUCACAGCUAACUUAAAUGCGUUCAGUACAAUGCAGACAUGGGCGACGGUGUGGCAAAGAAUGGUGCAUACAAAUAUGAUGACGGUACAAAAUACAUUGGCGAUUGGAAUCGUAGGGGUCUAAAACAUGGUGCUGGUCUAUUAGUUCUUGUGGAUGGAACGCGAUACGAUGGAGCAUUUCAAAAUGGAUUAUGCUCCGGCUUGGGAGUGAUUGUAUUUCCCGAUGGAGCAAAAUAUGAAGGAGAAUUUAUGCAAGGAUGGUUUCACGGCCAUGGUGUGUUCUGGCGAGCCGAUGGAAUGAAAUUUGAAGGGGAAUUCCGUGGAGGUCGUGUCUGGGGCUUAGGUUUAGUGACUUAUGCUGACGGAUCACAUGGAUUUCCGAGAAACGAAGGUUUUUUUCAAGAUUGCAGAUUAGUAAGGCGACGACGUUGUCCUGAUAUAGUGCAGAAGGCGCAAAAAAUUUCUAUGAUGGCACGUGCUCAAUGUUAUUAGUGGAAAUAGAAUAAAUUGUAGAUGUAUAAUAAAAAAGAGUAUAUAAUUCA
Molecule: messenger RNA, 643 nt
Organism: Acromyrmex echinatior (Panamanian leafcutter ant)
Lineage: Eukaryota; Metazoa; Arthropoda; Insecta; Hymenoptera; Formicidae
Gene: rtp
Product: MORN repeat-containing protein retinophilin
Biological process (GO): response to axon injury
Cellular component (GO): cell projection
Source: RefSeq, a predicted model, not a curated record